AUGUUUUUACUCUAUCUUCACCUUCUGCACGGAGCAAUCUUCGCACAAGUGGUGACUACUGGAAAUGUGGUUCGAGUCGAUGUCGGUGUGAUGAUGUGCAAGGAUAAUAAGGCAAUACUUCACUAUAUUGCACGUUCCCUCAACACCCGAACACCUUGCAAACUUUAUCUGUUUUCAGGACAUGGCGUCGUCGGUCGGAUGGCAAACCUCUGCAUCGGCCAUCGAAAUAGCGAUGGAUCGUAUCAAGUCGGAACACUUGAUCGAUGGAGUCGAUAUCAAGUACUCCAAGUUUUUGUAUUGAAAACAUGAUCACUUCUAGCUUCAUCUACGUGUUCGACGACUGUAGCGAGUCGAAAGCAGCCGGACUAUCGUCGAAACUAAUGAUGGACGCCAACGUUAGCGCAAUAAUCGGUCCGACGUGUAAUCAAGCGGGGCUGGCUGUGAUCAACUUGGCCGGAUACUAUAACACACCUGUACUCACGUGGGGACUCACAAUAUCGUCAAAUUUUAUCGAUGUGGGGCGAUAUCCGACUGCUAUCACCAUUGUUCCCGUGGCUAAGUCGUGAGUUUGAACGUUCUGUUCGGCUACCCUAAGCCAUAAACUUUAGAAUCGCCGCGGCGAUCCACGAAGUAAUGACACAAUUCGGAUGGGACGAGUUCGUGUACGUGUUUGUGGAAGACGAAAAGUGCGGAUACUUUCGGGACGAUUUGGAACAGAUCACUGCGAAUUCAAAUUACACGUCGCUCAGUAGAACUAUACAGAUUUACGACCAGAGCUACGCGAAUUUGUACAAACAACUGGAGAAAUUGAAGACUGUCUCGAGAAGUGAGUCUCAAAUCGUGUAUGACUGCAAAGUUACAGUUUCAGUUUUCACGGUAUGUCUUCCUGAGGCAGGAGACAUCAAACGUCGGUUUAUGCUGGCCGCCUACGAUCUGGGAAUGACUUCUGAAGAAUAUGUAUACUUGUUCGCUGGCCCAAAGUCGACUGCCUACCGUAAUUUCAUGUCAAACCUUUCGAAUGUCUAUGAGAGUUUCAGAACAAACCUCAUCAAGUGGAGAAGUUGUGGGCAUUUGGGUGGACUGGAGUGAUAAACCGGACGGGCGGGACGAAGAGGCAAAGUUGGCGUUUAUGAGAACGAUGGUCAUAGUGGCGACGCCUGUCCAGGGCGAUAAGUACGCGGCGUUCAAGAAGGAGGUGAUUGAAAGAAUGAAGCUUCCGCCGUAUAACUGCAUUGAGGAGUGUAGCGAUAAACAGUAUCAGGAGGUGAGUAAUAAAUGAUAUUCUGGAAAACGAGAGACUUUAGGCAGCCGAAUACGCAGAUCAGCUUCACGACACAGUCUACUUGUAUGCAAUUAUUCUAAAUAAAACAAUAGAGGAGCAAGGCAUUGAACAAAUCGCCAAUGGCAGCAACAUCGUCACUCGAGGCUCCGGAAUCGAGUUUGAAGGAAUGUCCGGAACUGUCCGCAUGAAUGGCAUUGGCUAUCGCUUCCCAAACAUGAAUCUCGCUAAUCUCGACUCUAAUGCAACACAAAGAACUGUCGCCUUUAUGGAUAUUGAUGCUUCCAGUGUGGUGAGGCAUACUUCACUUUUGAAAGUUACUAGACAGUGUUUCAGAACUGGACGUUUGCCAUAGUAGAUGAGCGACUCAUCUGGGAUGCGUACAGCGGAGUCACUCCCCGGACCCGUCCACAGUGUGGAUAUUCUGGAAAUAGUUGUCCCGUCAACUUCUUCGUCGACUAUCUCUACAUUGUGAUCAUAGUCGCGGUGAUUAUAGUUUUCUGUUGUGCUGCCGCCGUCAUCGCAGCCUACUUGGUCAUCAAGGCCCGGAAGGAUGAGGAACUGAGGCUCGACGAUCAGUGGAUGGUGCCCUAUGCUAUGCUUCAAUCGAUAUCUAAAGGAAAGCGGGAAAGCCAUCACAUCCACUCUUCGCGAUCUCUUCAAAGCAACUCCACAACAACGACGGGAACCACUGGCGUCUCUUCAAAAUCUGUUUUCUUUCCGGAGACGGAGACCCAAGGAUAUUUUGUCUAUGGCAAUGAGCCGGUUUUGGCAAGGAAGUAUCAGUUGCGAGUGCCGAUUUUCAAGCACGAUAGAGCCGAACUCCGAAUGCUACGAAGCAUUGAGCACGAUAAUGUGAAUCGGUUUAUCGGUUUGUCCAUUGACGGACCGGUAUACAUGUCGUUUUGGAGAUAUUGCAGUCGUGGCAGUAUAAAGGUUUGUUGCAAAUGUAAUGGUCAUACGCCAUAUGAUUCAUUAACUUGUAGGACGUCAUCUCUAAGAGUUCAAUCAACAUGGACGGAUUCUUCGUUUACUGUCUGAUGAAAGAUAUCGCAAGUGUGCGUGAGAAUCCCGUCAUUUGAUCACAAAGUAGUUCUCUUGCAGGGGCUUCAAUACAUCCAUAACUCUCCGAUUCGACAACACGGAAGCCUCACCUCUGACUGUUGCUAUAUCAAUGAUAGGUGGCAAGUGAAAAUCGGCCAGUACGGACUGUCGUUCAUGCAAAGUGUGGAGAAGCCCAGCGAAGAUGGUAGUUGAAUUGGAAAGUUGAACUGAAGAAAUCAAUUGUAUCAUUUCAGCACUGCUUCACACUGCUCCUGAAGUGCUACGCGACGGUCUCAUGUCGGGCACGCAGCCCGGUGAUGUUUAUAGUUUUGCGAUUGUUUGUUCGGAGUUGGUCGGACACUGCUCCGCGUGGAACCUGGAAAAUCGCAAAGAAGAGCCGGAUGGUGAGUCUUACAGUGUCAAUUCACAAAAUUCGUUCAUAUUUCAGAGAUCAUUUUCAUGGUGAAACGUGGCGGGCGCCAGCCAUUCCGCCCGAGUCUCGACGAAGCGGAUGAGGACGUGAAUCCGGCGAUGCUGCACCUAAUUCGCGAUUGUUGGGACGAGGAGCCGAAGCAACGGCCCAAUAUCGACGUGGUCAACAAACUGAUGAAAAAUAUGAACUCUGGCAGGUCUGGGUAAGACCCCCCCAACUGACAAACGAACUGAUUGAUCGAGAGACUAGUGAAAAUGUGAAAAGCAAAUGUUUGCUUUCACGUUCCUUGCCACUGAACACCCGAAUCAGGGAGCAAACUACGAAUGAAUACUGUCAACGUUUCCAGAAGUGCAAAUCUCAUGGACCACGUGUUCUCGGUGCUGGAAAAGCAUGCGUCAAGCCUCGAGGAUGAGGUUCAAGAGCGAAUGAAGGAGCUGGUUGAGGAGAAGAAAAAGAGCGAUAUUCUGCUGUAUCGCAUGUUGCCCCAGUAA
This is a messenger RNA of Caenorhabditis sp. 36 PRJEB53466, 3247 nucleotides long. The record is from the annotation of a GenBank genome assembly. Lineage: Eukaryota; Metazoa; Nematoda; Chromadorea; Rhabditida; Rhabditidae.